Hydra vulgaris (swiftwater hydra) is the source of this 2338-nucleotide messenger RNA. RefSeq lists its product as uncharacterized. Gene Ontology annotation, cellular component: centriole. The record is from RefSeq and is a predicted model, not a curated record. Gene Ontology annotation, biological process: centriole replication; regulation of cytokinesis; centrosome duplication. NCBI's taxonomy places the organism in Eukaryota, Metazoa, Cnidaria, Hydrozoa, Anthoathecata, Hydridae.
CAAAUAGAAACUUAGUCAACUAUAGUUAUGGAAAGUUUUAAUAUGCUGAAUCAAAAUGCUGCUAUAUUACAUGUUUGUUCAUUUGGGCUUAUGAAAGGAAAAACUAUCCAAGUUACUUCCCAUCAAAGAAAUGAAAUAAAUAGUUGGAGGUUAAAAGCAGUGAAAAUUGAAAAAGAAAUUGAAGCCAAAAAGAAGGAACAAAUAAUAAACCUUAUGCAAAAAGUUACAUUGAUCGAACAACAACUUCAGAAAUUCAGUAUCGAAGCACAAAAAGGUAAAUUUGAUAUGAAUCAUAAUUCAUUUGAUAUGAACCAUAAUUCUUUAGUUGAAGAAUCUUUUCAGACAACAAGGGAUCUUUUGCCAAUGUCACUUGAAAGUGUAGAUUUUAAAUUAUUUGCUCCAAAGUCUAAGCCAACACAAGAUAAUUUAAAUGAUUAUUCAAAAACAAUUGGUGAAAACACAAAAACAUUAAAUGUAACAAAUAAAAAUGAUUUGAUUACUUCUAUUGUAAUCAAAAAUGAAGCAGUUUUAGAUAGAAGUUUGGUACCAGAAGUUGUAGAGCAAAUGAAAAGCUUACAUGUGUUGUUAGAAAAACAAAAAGAAUUAGAUAUUUGGUAUGAAGAUAUGCAAAGACAGCUAGAAAUUGAACAAAUUCGUUUAAAAGAUAAAUACAAUGAAAUCAGAUUAAACAAUAUAAAAGAACAACACAAGCUUAUAGAAAACAGUCGAGAAUUUUUAACAAAUGCCAGUUUGUGCUUUAGCGCAGGUUUAAAAGCAACUUCUCAUGAAAGUUCUGAUUUAGUACAUACCUCUAAAUAUUUAACACACUCUAAUCAUCCACCUAGAGAAGGUAAACUUGACAAACAAUUGUUUGAAAAAUCAUAUGAAAUUGCUAACUCUCCAUUCAGUUCGAAAGUUAAACGGGUAUUGCCAACACCCCCGCCAUCCCUUACUCCUCCUCCAUUUGAUGAAAAGAAAAAUACAGAAGAUAAUACAUUGUUGAGUUCAAUACCAACUGUUAAUGAGAUAUCUCAUGAUUUUACGAUCCCAAACCUUCCUUUUGAUCAUGACUGCACAGACAAUUAUAAAAGUGAUUGCGUUAAAAAAUAUAAUAAUGCAGAUAUAACAUUAACUGGUUCAACGUUAUUUCAAUCUUCCAACGAUUUCAUGAACAGAAGAAAAAGUCGUCCUAUAAGAUUUUUUCAAACUCCAGAUAAAUUUUCCAUUGAAAAAGAUAAAAGUGACCAGAAGAGUUAUUUUGAUUCAACAUCAACCCCACAAGAUAGUUGGGCAUCUACAGUUAAACAUGUUAAUCAAAGUUUUUCUCCCGUUCGCAAAGACACUUCACCUAAUGCUUCUUUUCUCAAACCAACUACUUUACAUUAUUCUUUCAAAAACAUAGACAAAGUUAUUGCUUUAUCAAAAGGUUUUUUGACGCGUCGACUAUUGAAGACAUCAAAAGUUAUUGAAAUAGUAAAGACUAUAAGGGAUACAGCUGCUUUUCUUGAAGGAAUGAAUAAAGAAAACAAACCGAUUAACCAUGCUGAUAAGCAAAUGAUCAAUCGACUUCAUGAAGAGCUGUUUAGUAAGCGUCAGAAAUUGCACGAUAUCUUUUUUAAUACAACCAUUGCAGAACAAAUGAAGCUGCUCUCUAUUUCUCGUAUGCAAGCUAGAGAAAAAAUGUUUUCACAAUCAAAAGCAUACAGUAAAAGGGAAGCCUGGUCUCCAAACAUUAACAAAAAAUUGUCAACUGCAUCACAGAGAACUUUACAAAGAAAACUUCAAUAUGAUAAACGAAGCCAAACUCCCGUGAAGUUACUUGGUCCACAUAACACUAAUUCAAGUCCAGGUUUCAAAUCUCAGCCUCUCGAGAACAAAAAUUCAGAUAAAAAAUUUAAACCUAUUCAAAGUCGUUGUUCUCCUAUACUUGUCAGGCCUAAAGCAGAUAACUUGAAAAAAGAAUCGAAAAAAAAAGCUAAUGCGAAAUUAAAUAUCGUAUCUGUUUCUAAAACAUAUACGAAAAAAAGAAUUUACGAUUCAUUCGAAAAAGGAAUCUUGAUGUCGGAUUAGUAUAAUGCCAAUUUAUUUCAUGAAUUUAUUAGCACUGUGCUUACGCUAUAACGCGUGGCUGCCAUGGAUAUCUCAAGAUAAGAGUGGCGAAAAAAUUUCCAUUUUGUUUUGUCUUACUUAGUAUACUUUGGUUCUAUCCUAAAGACAACCACUUGCGUUUUUUUUAAAAGAAUUUGAUUAUUUAUUUCAAUAGUUGAAAUUUUAUUAUGUAUUUAUUUAUUUAAAUUUGAAAGCGCCUUUUUUCUAAAAAAAGUCUUAAGAAUUGUUU